Messenger RNA from Pantherophis guttatus, 1074 nucleotides. The record is from RefSeq and is a predicted model, not a curated record. Lineage: Eukaryota; Metazoa; Chordata; Lepidosauria; Squamata; Colubridae.
AUGCCGCGCAGACCGAGGAUGGUCGACACCGAGAAGUGCGAGAUGCCGGACUCUCCUUCCGUCGAGCCACGGGUGGUCGUGCUGGUGGUGCUGACGCUGCGGAGGCGUGAGGAACUGGUGGAGGUAGCACCCUCUUCCGUCGAGUCCAGCAGCGGCGGCGGCGGCAACGGGGCGUUGGGCCGCAGCGGCGGCAGCUCCACGGAGUUGCUCCCCUUGCGGCGCCCAGGCAUGGCCAUGGCGAGGGCGGCUGGAGCUGCGACUGCAGGGGGGGGGGGACGCUCAGGCGAGGGCGUCGGGAAGCUGCUGACCGCGUCCUUUUCACAUCUCCCGCUUCACCGGGAGCCUUCCUGCGAGAGGCGGAGAAUUCGCGGCGAGCCGCCUGCUCUUCCCUCUCCGCUUUCUUGCCCUCCCCUUUCCCGCUCAGGCAUCGUCACAAUUUGGAUCCCUGGCGGCGGCGGGCGGCGGCGGUGGCUACCCGGAGUUAUUAUUAAAACCCCCAUCUCUGCCCAGCCUGGAGACGCUGAUUUUUCGCGUCUGUCGUCUUCUCUGCAGACCGGCGCCCGACGAACGACGGUGUGGGAAAAUGACAUAGCCGCAACUUGGAUAACUUCACAAUGAAUCAUAGCAUUGUCAUCAAGACAGAGGAACGCACAAAUACUUAUACCUGUCAAAAGCUGAAAUGGUACUAAUUGUAAGUAGAAAAUAAAGGAGGCAUUGAGCAGGAUAUGCCAAAGUCUUGUACUGCUGUAGCAAGUUUGAAAGAGUUGAAAACUGAUUUCCUGCCAGAACAUAAAUCACUAUGAUGUUCCACACAGCAUAGCCAGCGAGAAAGCCAGCUAUUAUGUUUCUCAAAGGAUAAUCGGUGCUCUUCUACUGUGAUGGAAUACAGAAAGAAGGUGGAUUCAUAGAAUGGAAGAGGGUGCAUUCCAGAGGAGUUAAAGCAACAUAGUCCAGAUUGGUGUGAGAGGAAGAAAGUGAAGACUAAUAUUUCACAUUAUAGAUGCAGAUAAUAGAGUGCUUAGUCUGGCAAGAUUUUGUCUAUAGGCAUGAAACAAUAAAGAAAGUUUGGAAGAA